Messenger RNA from Opisthocomus hoazin, 1413 nucleotides. The record is from RefSeq and is a predicted model, not a curated record. Lineage: Eukaryota; Metazoa; Chordata; Aves; Opisthocomiformes; Opisthocomidae.
GUCAUCACCCCUUUUAUGAUGUCAUCACCCCAUUUUUUAGCGACUUCACCCCCUUUUUUGACGCCAUCACCCUCUUUUUUGAUGUCAUCAACCCUUUUUUUGGCAUCAUCACCCCCUUUUUUGACAUCAUCAUCCCGUUUUUUGACGUCAUCACCCCGGUUUUUGACGUCAUCACCCCCUUUUUCGACAUCACCCCGUUUUAUCGCAGGUGCCGCUUCGCCCUGGGCAUGGAGGACGGCUCCAUCCCCGACAGCCGCCUCUCGGCCUCCAGCGCCUGGUCCGACUCCACAGCCGCCCGCCACGGCCGGCUGGGUCGCAGUGACGGGGACGGCGCCUGGUGUCCCGCGGGUCCCGUCUUCCCGGAGGAGGAGGAGGGUGCCGCCCAGGCCUCCCGACUGCGCUACAGCCGUGACCGGCACCGCUGGCUGCGCUGGCGGGACCGAUGGGGCACUGAGGAUCCCUGGGAGAUUCCUGGGGAUCCCUGGGAGGCCAACGGGAUCUCGGGGGGCAAUGGGAUCCUCGGGAGAUCCCAGGGGCUCAUGGGGAGCCAGAAAUCGCACGGGGUGACCGCUGGGCUCCUGUCCUACACGGCACCACGGGGACAGGUCAUGGCCCUUGACCCGGCGCCCGUUGUCCUCAACGACUCCACCUACGAUGGAUACAGCGUUGGCCCGCUGCAGUUUGGGGGGCUGGGCCAGCUGGGUGACGGGGUGCUGGGAUUGGACGACUUCCUGAGGAGCCGCGAGCGACGUCUUUGGCCGGGCUAUGACUACGUGGGAUGGCACCGCCCCCCGGGCCCCCGACCCCACGUGGAGCUGGAGUUCGAGUUUGAGGGGCUCCGAGCCUUCCGCGCCAUGCAGGUCCACUGCAACAACAUGCACACCCGGGGGGUGAGUAUCUUCGGGGAGGUGGAGUGUCGCUUCAAGAGGAGCCUGGCCACAGCCUGGGAGCCCACCUCGGUCACCCACAGCCUGGCUGGGGGCGUCAAGGACCCCAGCGCCCGCUCGGUCACCGUGCCUCUGGGCGGGCGUCAGGCCCGCUUCAUCCAGUGUCACUUCUUCUUCGCCGCGGAGUGGAUGCUCUUCAGUGAGAUCACCUUCCUCUCAGUCCCCGGGGAGCCCAAGCCGGGGCAGCCAGUCGCCAAAGCCGACCACAGCCACACGUCCAUCCUGAUUGGCUGCCUGGUAGCCAUCAUCUUGCUCCUAUUGGGCGUCAUCUUCCUCAUCCUCUGGCGGCAGUACUGGAAGAAGAUACUGGGGAAGCUCUCGGUGCCGGGUGACACCAUCGUCAUCAACAACGCGACGGGGGCAGGGCGGGGACCCCCCCGCUAUGAACGCAUCCCCCCGGACCUGGGCGAGUACCAGGAGCCGACACGGUCGCAGCCGUCGCUGCCCCCGGCCCCCCCGGGACCUG